AUGUUUCAAACAAAGGAAGCUAGGGCUCCAUUCCUUUUACCGUUAUACAAAGUUUACGAAAGCAACAACGUUUUUUUAUGUCAAGGAAAAGUCAUUACAGGGCCAAACAUACGUCAUCUAAUUUUUACCUAUACUGUUAUAAUUAUUACAGUUUUUCCAAUCUAUAUAAUUAUACACUCCCACAUAGAAAGCCUGUUACAGCUAAGUCUUGCAAUACUUGCUUUAACGACUUUCUUUCUUUUAGUUUUAUUCUUCUUAACAACAACAGCAUUUUGUGAUCCUGGGAUUAUUCCAAAAAAGAGUUAUGUUGACUUAUCCCUACCGAAGGGAAGAACUGCAUUCACGACUGUAAAAAUAAAUGGCACAGUUAUAAAAAAUUAUUGGUGUGUUCACUGUAAUCAUUUUAAGGAACCAAGAAGUAAGCACUGUUAUGUAUGUAACAAUUGUGUUACUAGGUUUGAUCAUCAUUGCGUUUGGCUAGGAAAUUGCGUGGGAACCAGAAAUUACCGUACAUUUGUUUUUUUCAUUUUAAAUUUAUCCAUCCUUUCCAUGAUAAUCUGUUUUAUCUUUAUUGGAACUUUUAUUAGUUUGAGUAUUAAGGAAUAUCAGAGCUUAACAUUAGGAUCAAUUUUUUAUAUAAUGUUUGAAUAUCCGCAUAUUGCACUUUAUAUUAUUUAUACCGUACCAUCAUCCCUAUUGUUAAUCAAUUUAUUUAUUUAUCAUUUAAAAAUGAUACUCAGUAAUAAAACAACAUAUGAGGACAUUCAAGGUUUAUACGUGCAGCACAAUCCCUUUAAUGAGGGAAAGUUAUUAAAUUUGAAGAAGUUUCUUUUUACACCUGUUAACAAAGGGCAUAUAAAAUGGACCGAAAUUGUAAGGGUUACUGUAUAA
This is a messenger RNA of Plasmodium malariae, 891 nucleotides long. RefSeq names its product palmitoyltransferase DHHC8, putative (gene DHHC8). Lineage: Eukaryota; Apicomplexa; Aconoidasida; Haemosporida; Plasmodiidae. Gene Ontology annotation, biological process: protein targeting to membrane; peptidyl-L-cysteine S-palmitoylation. The transcript has 11 exons. The coding region runs from base 1 to 891 and encodes 296 amino acids. Gene Ontology annotation, cellular component: endoplasmic reticulum; Golgi apparatus. Gene Ontology annotation, molecular function: protein-cysteine S-palmitoyltransferase activity. The record is from RefSeq and is a predicted model, not a curated record.